GGCUCUGAGUGCAUCACCUCUGCCAGCUUUGAUGUGGACAUCGAGAACUUUGUGCACCAGCAGGAGCAGGACCACAAGCCAUUCUUCAGCGAGGACCCCGACCUAGACAACCUGGUUAGUACCCUGCAUGGGGGUCAUCUAAAUAGUCUAACGUAGCUUUGAAGCAUCUCAAUAGUCUAACGGCUUCCUCAUGUUGAGGCGGUAUCUCAAUAGUCUAACGUGGCUUACUAAUGUUGAGGAUGAUUUGCUUCCUCUACUGGUGGAGGCAGUCAUUACAUAUCCCAUUCACAUACACCCCAUUUUAUUUCCCACUCAUAUCAAUUUGUCUUAUUUUCUCUCUCACCCUUUCUCAUGUACAUGGUUCUCUCUUCUACACUAUCAAUUUGCUCUCUCUCUCUCUCUCUCUCUCUCUCUCUCUCUCUCUCUCUGUCUCUCACAUGCAGUCACGUCUACCCCUUUCCCUUCCCUCUUGUACCCCCUCUUUCUCCUCCUUUGUCUCUCUCAAUAUUUAUUUAUAUUCACCCUUUCUCUCUCUUCCCCUUUCCCACUCUCCCCCUCAUGAUCUCUCCCUCCCACCCUUCCAUGACAGCUAGCAGUAAUUAGAAAUUAGGAGAAAUAGGGAAGGUGGCUGGGGAGAGAGAGAGUGAUUGAAGGUCGGCUCUCAUCAUUACGGGGGUAUUCGGCCGACAAGUGGCGUGGCAGUCAAUUAACCCCACAUCUGUGUGCUUUAUGAGGUGCCGGUCGCGGACUGGCCCUGGCACACACUAACUCUUCCACAGGACGGUAAUGCUGGAGCUGACUGGCCGAGAUGGCACUUGGCUCCCGAUUAAACAAGCGGCAGUAAUUGGCAGAUUUAUCUCCUCCUUGGCCAAGCACUUUUCCGUCCCAUUCUGGUGCCCUUGAGUGCUGACUUUGAGGGAAUGAGCACUGGGAGGAGAAGCUUGGUUGGAAAAAGGACCAAGUUUGGAUCAUGGUGAAGGAUUUUGAGAGGGCUCAUGGAUUAGCAGGUGUUAUGUCAAGGGCUAUCUGAGAACGUUCAGAGACUGACUAGGGCUAGCAUAUCAUUUGUAAGGCACAUGAGGGGGCUGUCCAGAAACAACACCAAGCCCAUUGGCACUUCAUUGCCAAUAUUAUUGACCCUGCUGGCUUAUUUACCUUUGGUUCAAACUAGAGAAGAUAACCAUGGAGCUAGCCAAUGUUGAGCCAGCCUAGCAUUCAGGCUAGCAUGUAGCCUACUUCCCCAGUCAUUGAGCUUGCUGGCUUUGCCUCUCUCUCCUCAUAUGGUGAAGGCCAUCCAGGUGCUCAGGUUCAGACCUGGGUUCAAAUACUAUUUCAAAUAUCUCAAUUACUUUCACAUACAUUUGAAAUAAGUGUUCAGAUAUAUUCUUAUUUGAAAAGACAAGAAGUUGAAAUGUUUAUGUAUUUGGAAAUACACUUGGAAUACACUUGAAAAAUUCAAAUACACUGCCUCAAAUACACUCCCAUGCAUUUAUCCAGAUAUUUGAAAAUUAUCUUAAAUACAAUUUGGUCGACUAUUUGGUUUUUAUCAAAUAACCAUUCAAAUACUCAAAUAAAAGUACAUGUUUUUGGCUGUGUAUUUGAACAUUCUCAAAUACACACCAAAAUAUUUUUUUAUACCAGAUACUCAAAUACAAAUGCAUUUGAAAGGUUACACCUUUCUAAAGCUGGAGAAAUCAACAAUAGAGCUAGCUAAAGUUGAGCUAGCCUAGACUAGCAUCCAGGCUAGCAUGUAGCCUCCUUCCUUCCACAGUCAUUGAGCUUGCUUAUAUUCCUCUCUCUCUCCCUCCCGAGAUGGUGAAGGCCAUCCAGGUGCUGAGGAUCCAUCUUCUGGAGCUGGAGAAGGUUAAUGAGCUCUGCAAGGACUUCUGCAACCGCUACAUCACCUGCCUCAAGACCAAGAUGCACAGCGACAACCUGCUUCGCAAUGACCUGGGCGGGCCCUACUCGCCCUCGCACACCUCGCUCAGCCUGCAGCAGGUAAGGCGGACACUUACACAUAUGUACACACUCUAAACAGAGUGUAUCUGGUAACUUUGAAGGAGCCAACUGCAUUUUUUAUGUUUCAGUUUUUUUCUGAAAUACCAUUAUACUUGUGUCCAAACAUCUGAGACGUAUUCAUUAGUCUAAUACAUUGUGUAAAGUUUGGAUAGAAAUACAUUUUGAAGAACAUGUCUCCUACAUGUAGCACUAAGGAUCAUCAGCUCUAUUCAUGGCAUUUUUAUCUGCAACAUUCGGUACUUUCAUGUUUCAAGUUUCAAGUUUUAUUAGUCGUAUGUACAUCCUGAACAGCCUUUCUCAAACCCCUUACUGGUUCCCUCUCGUCCUAUGAUCUCUGACCUCACCAGGACCUCCUCCAGACAUCCUCUCCGUCCAUGACAUCGCUCUCCAGCUCUGUCAACUCCUCGGGGAUCAUGGUGCCCACCGGGACCCUGCAACAGGGCAAUGUUGCCAUGACUACCAUCAACUCCCAGGUGGUGUCAGGUGAGAAGCUUUUCCACCUUCCUCAACCCAGUUGUAUGGGUACUUCACCUUCCCUGAUAUUACAUCAUACAGCAAGUGUCCCUUAUACCUCUACAUUGUAGUGACAUAGGCAGAAACAGUUGCAGUGUAUGUACAAAUUGUACAAAGUGUUCUACCCUGCAUGCACAAAAUGUAGAAUUAAAACAGGGCUGGCCCUAUUUGGUAAAAGGCCAAGUCCAUAUUAUGGCAAGAACAGCUCAAAUAAGGAAAGAGAAACGACAGUCCAUCAUUACUUUAAGACAUGAAGGUCAGUCACUGACUACUGUGUUCCAAACUGCCUCUGGAAGCAACGUCAGCACAAGAACUGUUCGUCGGGAGCUUCAUGAAAUGGCUUUCCAUGGCCGAGCAGCUGCACACAAGCCUAAGAUCAUCAUGCACAAUGCCAUGCGUCGGCUGGAGUGGUGUAAAGCUUGCCGCCAUUGGACUUUGGAGCAGUGGAAAUGCGUUCCCUGGAGUGAUGAAUCUUGCUUCACCAUCUGGCUGUCUGACGGAAUAAUCUGGGUUUGGCGGAGGCCAGGAGAACGCUACCUACCCCAAUGCAAAGUGCCAACUGUAUUGUUUGGUGGAGGAGGAAUAAUGGUCUGGAGCUGUUUUUCAUGGCUUGGGCUAGGCAACUUAGUUCCAGUGAAGGGAAAUCUUAACACUACAGCAUACAAUGACAUUCUUGACGAUUCUGUGCUUCCAACUUUGUGAUAACAGUUUGGGAAGGCUCUUUCCUGUUUCAGCAUGACAAUGCCCCCGUGCACAAAGCGAGGUCCAUACAGAAAUGGUUUGUUGAGAUCGGUGUGGAAGAACUUGACUGGCCUGCACAGAGCCCUGACCUCAACCCCAUCGAACACCUUUGGGAUGAAUUGGAAUGCCGGCUGCAGGCCAAGCCUAAUCACCCAACAUCAGUGUCCGACCUCACUAAUACUCUUGUGGCUGAAUGGAAGCAAGUCCCCGCAGCAAUGUUCCAACAUCUAGUGGAAAGCCUUCCCUAUAGCAGCAAAGGGGGGACCAACUCCAUAUUAAUGCCCAUGAUUUUGGAACAAGAUGUUCGACGAGCAGGUGUCCACAUACCUUAGGUCAUGUAGUGUACAGUGAGGGAAAAAAGUAUUUGAUCCCCUACUGAUUUUGUAAGUUUGCCCACUGACAAGACAUGAUCAGUCUAUAAUUUUAAUGGUAGGUUUAUUUGAACAGUGAAAGACAGAAUAACAACAAAAAAAUCCAGAAAAACGCAUGUCAAAAAUCUUAUGAAUUGAUUUGCAUUUUAAUGAGGGAAAUAAGUAUUUGACCCCUCUACAAAACAUGACUUAGUACUUGGUGGCAAAACCCUUGUUGGCAUUCACAGAGGUCAGACGUUUCUUGUAGCUGGCCACCAGGUUUGCACACAUCUCAGGAGGGAUUUUGUCCCACUCCUCUUUGCAGAUCUUCUCCAAGGCAUUAAGGUUUCAAGGCUGACGUUUGGCAACUCGAAACUUCAGCUCCCUCCACAGAUUUUCUAUGGGAUUAAGGUCUGGAAACUGGCUAGGCCACUCCAGGACCUUAAUUUUUAUUUUAUUUAUUAAUGUGCUUCUUCUUGAGCCACUCCUUUGUUGCUUUGGCCGUGUGUUUUGGGUCAUUGUCAUGCUGGAAUACCCAUCCACGACCCAUUUUCAAUGCCCUGGCAGAGGGAAGGAGGUUCUCACCCAAGAUUUGACAGUACAUGGCCGCGUCCAUCGUCCCUUUGAUGCGGUGAAGUUGUCCUGUCCCCUUAGCAGAAAAACACCCCCAAAGCAUAAUGUUUCCACCUCCAUGUUUGACGGUGGGGAUGAUGUUCUUGGGGUCAUAGGCAGCAUUCCUCCUCCUCCAAACACGGCGAGUUGAGUUGAUGCCAAAGAGCUCCAUUUUGGUCUCAACUGACCACAACACUUUCACCCAGUUCUCCUCUGAAUCAUUCAGAUGUUCAUUGGCAAACUUCAGACGGGCCUGUAUAUGUGCUUUCUUGAGCAGGGGGACCUUGCGGGCGCUGCAGGAUUUCAGUCCUUCACGGCGUAGUGUGUUACCAAUUGUUUUCUUGGUGACUAUGGUCCCAGCUGCCUUGAGAUCAUUGACAAGAUCUUCCCUGGGCUGAUUCCUCACCGUUCUCAUGAUCAUUGCAACUCCAUGUGGUGAGAUCUUGCAUGGAGCCCCAGGCCGAGGAAGAUUGACAGUCUUUUGUGUUUCUUCCAUUUGCGAAUAAUCGCACCAACUGUUGUCACCUUCUCACCAAGCUGCUUGUCGAUGGUCUUGUAGCCCAUUCCAGCCUUGUGUAGGUCUACAAUCUUGUCCCUUACAUCCUUGGAGAGCUCUUUGGUCUUGGCCAUGGUGGAGAGUUUGGAAUCUGAUUGAUUGAUUGCUUCUGCGGACAGGUGUCUUUUAUACAGGUAACAAACUGAGAUUUGGAGCACUCCCUUUAAGAGUGUGCUCCUAAUCUCAGCUCGUUACCUGUAUAAAAGACACCUGGGAGCCAGAAAUCUUUCUGAUUGAGAGGGGGUCAAAUACUUAUUACCCUCAUUAAAAUGUAAAUCAAUUUAUAACAUUUUUGAUAUGCGUUUUGCUGGAUAUUUGUGUUGUUAUUCUGUCUCUCACUGUUCAAAUAAACCUACCAUUAAAAUUAUAGACUGAUCAUUUCUUUGUCAGUGGGCAAACUUACAAAAUCAGCAGGGGAUCAAAUACUUUUUUCCCUCACUGUAUAUCACUCAAGAGUGUGUCUGGGUUUCUUGUUGUUAACCCUGCCCUCUGGAAAUCCCUUUCAACUCUGAAUUAUAACCUCAUUCCAUCUUUCUCUUUGAUCGCAAGACACUCAAAACUCAAAUUAAUAUCCGUGAUUAGAGAAUCGAAAUUAGUGCUAAUUAGUAGCAAAAGAACAACUCCUUCCUCCAGGACCCAAUGAAGGAAUACAGCUUUUGUUUCGUGCUUCAUUCGCGGCCAAUGUGCUUUUGCCUUCCUUGUUUACAUGUUGUUGUUGUUAUUGUUUUGGUAGGGUUAGAUAAUAGAGCUCUCGAGUCGAAACGGUGCGAGGCCGACUGGUUUUCACAGAAGAAGAAGCCACUCGACUCUCAUGACCGCAAAUUAUCCCCUCAGGUGGCACCUUGUAUCAGCCGGUUGCCAUGGUGACAUCGCAAGGGCAGGUGUUAACCCAGGGACUCCCCCAGGGGACCAUCCAGAUCCAGAAUUCACAGGUGAGGCCGUCAGCUGCUCUUCUAGCAUAUCCCUCCCUCUCCUGCCAUAAGAUGUAGAGAUGGAUAAUGACUAACAACUCCAAAUACUCUCAAUGUCAUUUUUACAUUUACAUUUUAGUCAUUUAGCAGACGCUCUUAUCCAGAGCGACUUACAUGAGCAAUUAGGGUUAAGUGCCUUGCUUAAGGGCACAUCGACAGAUUUUUCACCUAGUCGGCUCGGGGAUUAAAACCAGCGACCUUUCGGUUACUGGCACAACGCUCUUACCCACUAAGCUACCUGCCGCCCUGUGUCAUGCAUAUCAUUGUUUUUGCUUGUCAUUAGCUGUCAUCAAAUGGUGGGCCUCUCUGUUAUGGACAUGUUACGACAGCAUGAAAUGAAUGUUAGAGUAAUAGCGUAAUAGCUAACGUGUCAUUGGUAAACUUAUGAAAUUUCAGCACACUGUUUUUGGAAAGUAUCACUUGUUUAUUAUGCUAAUGUUUCAGCCUUUAGCCUAUGUGCUAACAUUUCCUCCUUGACGAAAUGUUAGUACAAUAAACAAGUGACACUGCACACUUGUUUAUUUUCAUUUGAAGUCCAACACACCUGCAAAGAAAGCUCUAAAUGUCAGAGUUUGCGAGUGCAUGUCCCUUUAACAUCCUGCAAUCCCCAUGACCAGAAGAACCUCACACAGGUGGUCCAUAUUUGAGUCAGACUGUCAGACCACCCGUAUGCUCGCCUAUGGAGUAGACUGUGGAGUGUGGUGCUCUGCAGCUGUAUUAGAAAGCCACAGUGUCAGCCAGGCAGGUCAUUCUGUGUUUGACAGACAGCGGCGGCCUCUGUGAAUACCCAGGACCCAGCCGAGGCGGCGCUCUACAUGUGGUCUGGGAAUAGAGUGCAGCCCCAUAGCUACAUCACCGACAAGCUCCCGGUAAUGAUACCCCGGCUUGGUGCCGCCAAUUAAUUCAACCCCACUUUCCCGGAACACGCAUUCCCAGGGCCGAGGGGGAGAGAUUUACACAUGACACCCCAGCUGCAACUGUAUUGAGGCUUGUUUUGUGCUGUGUGUGUGUUUGUGUUUCAUAUAUUUACAGUGCCUUCAGAAAGUAUUCACACCCUUGACUUUUUCCACAUUUUGUUGUGUUAAAAUGAAUUAAAUGUAGAUAUUUUUGGUCACUGACCUACACACAAUACCCCAUAAUGUCAAAGUGGAAUUAUGUUUUUAGAAUUUUUUACAAAUUAAUAAGAAAUGAAAAUCUGAAUUGUCUUGAGUCAAUAGGUAUUCAACCCCUUUAUUAUGGCGAGCUAAAUACGUUCAGGAGUAAAAAUGUGCUUAACAAGUCACAGAAAUUGCAUGGACUCACUCUGUGUGCAAUAAUAGUGUUGAAUGUGAUUUUUUUAUGACUACAUCAUCUCUGUACCCCACACAUUCAAUGAUCUGUAAGGUCCCUCAGUUGAACAGUGAAUUUCAAACACAGAUUCAACCACAAUGACCAGGGAGGUUCUCCAAUGACUCACAAAGAAUGGCACCCAUUGGUACAGUGAGGGAAAAAAGUAUUUGAUCCCCUGCUGAUUUUGUACGUUUGCCCACUGACAAAGACAUGAUCAGUCUAUAAUUUUAAUGGUAGGUUUAUUUGAACAGUGAGAGACAGAAUAACAACAAAAACAUCCAGAAAAACACAUGUCAAAAAUGUUAUAAAUUGAUUUGCAUUUUAAUGAGGGAAAUAAGUAUUUGACCCCUCUGCAAAACAUGACUUAGUACUUGGUGGCAAAACCCUUGUUGGAAAUCACAGAGGUCAGACGUUUCUUGUAGUUGGCCACCAGGUUUACACACAUCUCAGGAGGGAUUUUGUUCCACUCCUCUUUGCAGAUCUUCUCCAAGUCAUUAAGGUUUCGAGGCUGACGUUUGGCAACUCGAAUCUUCAGCUGCCUCCACAGAUGUUCUAUGGGAUUAAGGUCUGGAGACUUGCUAGGCCACUCCAGGACCUUAAUGUGCCUCUUCUUGAGCCACUCCUUUGUUGCCUUGGCCGUGUGUUUUGGGUCAUUGUCAUGCUGGAAUACCCAUCCACAACCCAUUUUCAAUACCCUGGCUGAGGGAAGGAGGUUCUCACCCAAGAUUUGACGGUACAUGGCCCCGUCCAUCGUCCCUUUGAUGUGGUGAAGUUGUCCUGUCCCCUUAGCAGAAAAACACCCCCAAAGCAUAAUGUUUCCACCUCCAUGUUUGAUGGUGGGGAUGGUGUUCUUGGGGUCAUAGGCAGCAUUCCUCCUCCUCCAAACACGGCGAGUUGAGUUGAUGCCAAAGAGCUCGAUUUUGGUCUCAUCUGAUCACAACACUUUCACCCAGAUCUCCUCUGAAUCAUUCAGAUGUUCAUUGGCAAACUUCAGACAGCCCUGUAUAUGUGCUUUCUUGAGCAGGGGGACCUUGCGGGCGCUGCAGGAUUUCAGUCCUUCACAGCGUAGUGUGUUACCAAUUGUUUUCUUGGUGACUAUGGUCCCAGCUGCCUUGAGAUCAUUGACAAGAUCCUCCUGUGUAGUUCUGGGCUGAUUCCUCACUGUUCUCAUGAUCAUUGCAACUCCACGAGGUGAGAUCUUACAUGGAGCCCCAGGCCGAGGGAGAUUGACAGUUAUUUUGUGUUUCUUCCAUUUGCGAAUAAUCGCACCAACUGUUGUCACCUUCUCACCAAGCUGCUUGGUGAUGGUCUUUUAGCCCAUUCCAGCCUUGUGUAGGUCUACAAUCUUGUCCCUGACAUCCUUGGAGAGCUCUUUGGUCUUGGCCAUGGUGGAGAGUUUGGAAUCUGAUUGAUUGAUUGCUUCUGUGGAUAGGUGUCUUUUAUACAGGUAACAAACUGAGAUUAUGAGUGUGCUCCUAAUUUCAGCUCGUUACCUGUAUAAAAGACACCUGGGAGCCAGAAAUCUUUCUGAUUGAGAGGGGGACAAAUACUUAUUUCCCUCAUUAAAAUGCAAAUCAAUUUAUAAAAAAAUGUUAAACAUUUUUUUCUGGAUUUUGUUGUUGUUAUUCUGUCUCUCACUGUUCAAAUAAACCUACCAUUAAAAUUAUAGACUGAUCAUGUCUUUGUCAGUGGGCAAACGUACAAAAUCAGCAGGGGAUCAAAUACUUUUUUCCCUCACUGUAGAUGGGUAUAUAUAAAAAAAGCUGACGUUGAAUAUCCCUUUGAGUGUGGUAAAGUUAUUCAUUACACUUUGGAUGGUGUAACAAUACACCCAGUCACUACAAAGAUACAGGCAUUCUUCCUAACUCAGUUGCAGGAGAGGAAGGAAACCGCUCAGUGAUUUCACCAUGAGGCCAAUGGUGACUUUAAAACAGUUACAGAGUUUAAUGUCCGUGAUAUGAGAAAACUGAGGAUGGAUCAACAAUAUUGUAGUUAAUCCACAAUACUAACCAAAAUGACAGAGUGAAAAGAAGGAAGCCUGUGCAGAAUAAAAAUAUUCCAAAACAUGCAUCCUGUUUGCAAUAAGGCACUAAAGUAAAACUGUAAAAAAUGUGUCAAAGAAAUUAACUUUAUGUCCUGAAUAACAAGCGUUAUGUUUGGGGCAAAUCCAACACAACACAUCAGUACCAAGACAUCACAAGAGUACCACUCUUCAUAUUUUCAAGAAUGGUGGUGGCUGCAUUAUGUUAUGGGUUUUCUUGUCAUUGGCAAGGACUAGGGAGUUUUUUAUGAUAAAAAUAAUCCGAUUAGAGCUAAGCACAGGCACAAUCCUUGAGGAAAACCUGGUUCAGUCUGCUUUCCAACAGACACUGGGAGGAAAUUCACCUUUCAACAGGACAAAACGCAAAGCCAAGUAUACACUGGAGUUGCUUACCAAGACGACAUUGAAUGUGUGGCCUAGUUACAGUUUGACUUAAAUUAGCUUGAAAUUCUAUGGCAAUACUUUAAAAUGUCUGUCUAGUAAUGAUCAACAACCAACUUGACAGAGCUUGAAUAAUCUUUUUAAGAAUAAUGUGCAAAUAUUGUACAAUCCAGGUGUACAACGCUCUUAAAGACUUACCCAGAAAGAUUCACAGGUGAUUCUAACAUGUAUUGACUCAGGCGGUUGAAUACUUAUCUAAUCAAGAUACUGUAUAUUAUUGUUUUAUUUUUCAUAAAUCUUUUACAAAUAUAAUAUUUCUUCCACUAUGACAGAGUAUUUUGUGUAGAUCGUUGACAAAGAAUGACCAUUAAAUCCAUUUUAAUCCCACUUCGUAACACAACAAAAUGUGGAAAACAUCAAGGGAUGUAAAUACUUUCUGAAGGCACUGUAUAUCAGAAUCAGUUGGGAGCCAUUCCUUUUUCAUGACUUUCCAAUGCCUGCAUGAAAUUAAUAAAAAUAAUUUUUAGCUGAUUAUAUUUAUUUAUUUAUUCAGGCAUUUUGUCCUGCCAAUAUAUGCAUGGUCCAGAUGAAAUCUUCAUAUUUUUGCCUCAAAAGUGUUUUAGGCAUUGCAAAUGGGUUGUUAAAUAGCAAUGAAGGAUCCUCACUUCGAUACUGUUUGCGCCAAUGCCAUAGGAAAUAAUUGUUUUGUGUGUGGACCAGAGGUGAACAUUUUGAGAUUAAAUACAUUUUGGAAUUCAUGCAUAGUGAUCUCAUGCCACCGUAGAUGCCUUUUUUAUUUUGUAUGCCAUUUAGCAGAUGCGUUGCAAGUGCCAUGCUCUACCAACUGAGCUAUAGAGUACCAUUGGUCUUUUUUUACAUUUACAUUUUAGUCAUUUAGCAGACGCUCUUAUCCAGAGCGACUUACAGUUAGUGAAGACAUAUUUUUUUAUACUGGCCCCCCGUGGGAAUCAAACCCACAACCCUGGCGUUGCAAACACCAUGCUCUAUCAACUGAGCUACAUCCCUGCCGGCCAUUCCCUCCCCUACCCUGGACGACGCUGGGCCAAUUGUGCGCCUCCCAUGAGUCUCCCGGUCGCGGCCGGCUGCGACAGAGCCUGGAUUCGAACCAGGAUCUCUAGUGGCACAGCCUUAGACCACUGCGCCACUCAGGAGUCUUGGUGUGUGUGUGUGUGUGUGUGUGUAUGUGUGUGUGUGUGUGUGUGUGUGUGUGUGUGUGUGUGUGUGUGUGUGUGUGUGUGUGUGUGUGUGUGUGUGUGUGUGUGUGUGUGUGUGUGUGUGUGUGUGUGUGUGUGUGUGUGUGUGUGUGUGUGUGCACAUAUGCAACUAUACCAACUAUACUGUAAAACAGAAAUCAGAGAUUUCUUGAAUAGGUGUUUUUUCAUGAUUUUCUCAACCACCCACCUGCCAAAGUUUUAAUUACAAGCUAUCUACUUGUACUUUCUUGUUUUUGCACACUUUGCCAGGUUUUUUAGGCAGAUUUCUCAUUGUUGUUCUCUCUUUCAGCUAGAUCUGCCUCCUAGUUUCUCUGAAUCAAGGGUGUUGUGAAUUGACGUUCCUUUCUCGCCUUUUAUUUUAAGUAUCAUUACUCAAAUCGGGUUGCUAUGGCGAUGGUGAAGAGGGCAGUUCUGCCCUUGCCAAAGAGAUUGGAACUCUCUCUUUGUUACCGUGGCAACAAUAACACCCCAUCCCUCUCGCCAUCCCUCUCUUCCAUCCAAGGUAAACCUGGACUUGGCUUCACUCUUGGACAGUGAUGACAAGAAGCACAAGAACAAGAGAGGAGUCCUGCCCAAGCAUGCCACCAACAUCAUGCGCUCCUGGCUCUUCCAGCAUCUCAUGGUGAGCUUGCAACAUCAGUGUUCACAUCAAUGUUAAUGUCUUGGAGUUACAAUAGCAACAGCGCUAAUAUUCAUCCCUAUUCCCUUGGUUAAGCUAUAGAGGAAGCUAUUGAGAAGAGUCAAGCUAUGGAGGAAAAUCAGGGUGGAGGGUUUAGAGCAAAAAAUGUCAGGGUUGUAGCUGUGUAUGACUAAGGCCUCAUCCAGAAACAACCCACAUAGCUUCUACCCCGUAAGCACUUGUUUGAGAUCUGAAUUAAUUAAUUGAAUAUCUCAAUUAAUUAAUUGAAUAGGUAAAAGCAAUAUGGUAGUUCCACUCCCUCAGAUAGGCUAUGAGGAAUUAGAUUUAGUGGCUAAGGAUUGUUUCUUGCCAGGGCCUGAGAAUACAGAGAUUGGGGCAUGGGUCGAAUGUUUAGGGAGGUUGAGAGUUUAGGGGUGGGGGGAGGGUUUUGAUAUUUGGUAUUUUAUUAGGAUCCCCAUUAGCUGUUGCAAAAGCAGCAGCUACUCUUCCUGGGGUCCACACAAAACAUGAAACAUGACAUAAUACAGAACAUUAAUAGACAAGAACAGCUCAAGGACAGAACUACAUACAUUUUGUUUUUUAAAGGCACACAUAGCCUACAUAUCAAUACAUACACACAAACUAUCUAGGUCAAAUAGGGGAGAGGCGUUGUGCCGUGAGGUGUUGUUUUAUCUGUUUUUUGAAACCAGGUUUGCUGUUUAUUUGAGCAAUAUGAGAUGGAACGGAGUUUCAUGCAAUAAUGGCUCUAUAUAAUACUGUACGCUUUCUUGAAUUUAUUCUGGAUUUGGUGACUGUGAAAAAAACCUGGUGGCAUGUCUGGUGGGGUAAGUGUGUGUGUCAGAGCUGUGUGUAAGUUGACUAUGCAAACAAUUUGGGAUUUUCAACACAUUGUUUCUUAUAAAAAUAAGAAGUGAUGCAGUCAGACUCUCCUCAACUCUUAGCCAAGAGAGACUGGCAUGCAUAGUAUUUAUAUCAGCCCUCUGCUUUUUGGAGUGUGGUGUCAAAAAAGCAGAGCAUCUCUUUAUUACGGACAGACCUCUCCCCAUCUUUACAACCAUUGAAUCUAUUUGUUUUGACCAUGAUAGUUUACAAUCUAAGGUAAUGCCAAGUAAUUUAGUCUCCUCAACUUGUUCAACAGCCACACCAUUCAUUACCAGAUUCAGCUGAGGUCUAGAACUUAGGGAAUGAUUUGUACCAAAUACAAUGCUCUUAGUUUUAGAGAUGUUCAGGACCAGUUUAUUUGUGGCCACCCAUUCCAAAACAGACUGCAACAAUUUGUUAAGGGUUUCGGUGACUUCAUUUGGUCAAACACAAUUUUUUCUAACAGUUUGCUAAGAGCUGGCAGCAAGCAUAUAUAUAGGUCUACUGUUAGAACCAGUAAAGGCCGUUUUACCAUUCUUGGGUAGCGGAAUUACUUUGGCUUCCCUCCAGGCCUGAGGACAAAGACUUUCCUCUAGGCUCAGAUUAAAGAUAUGACAGAUAGUAGUGGCUAUAGAGUCAGCUACCUUCUUCAGUAGCUUUCCAUCUAUGUUGUCAAUGCCAAGAGGUUUGUCAAUAUUGAUCGAUAACAAUAAUUUUUCCACCUCUCCCACACUAACUUUACAAAAUUCAAACUUGCAAUGCUUUUCUUUCAUUUUUUUUUUUUUUUAAUGCAUGAAUAUGAUGGCUCUCUGUUCAUUGUUGGCAUUUCCUGCCUAAGUUUUCCCACUUUGCCAAUGAAGUAAUCAUUCAAAUAAUUGGCAACAUCAAAUGGUUUUGUGAUGAAUAAGCCAUCUGAUUUGAUGAAAGAUGGAGUUGAAUGUCUUUCUGCCCAUAAUUUCAUUUAAAGUACUCUAAAGAGUUUUUUCCAUCAUUCUUUAUAUCAUUGAUCUUGGCUUCAUAAUACAGUUUCUUCUUCUUUUUGUUGAGUUUAGUCACAUAAUUUCUCAAUUUGCAGUAAGUCAACCAGUCAGAUGUGCAGCCAGACUUAUUAGCCACUCCUUUUUCCCCAUCUCUUUCAACCAUACAGUUUAUCAAUUCCUCAUCAAUCCAUGGAGCCUUAACAGUUCUAACAGUCAGUUUCCUAACAGGUGCAUGUUUAUCAAUAAUUGGAAGAAGCAAUUUCAUAAAUUAAUGAAGUGCAGCAUCUGGAUGCUCCUUAUUAAUCACAUCAGACCAACAAAUAUUUUUUUUACAUCAUCCGCAUAUGAGUCACAGCAAAACCUUUUGUAUGAUCUCAUACACUAUUUUAGGCCCAGCUGUUGGAACUUUGGCUUUCCUGGAUAUAGCCACUAUAUUGUUAUCACUGCAUCCAAUGGGUACGGAUACAGCUUUAGAACAAAGUUCUACAGUAUUAGUAAAAAUGUGAUCGAUACAUGUGGAUGAUUGUCACGGUUUCGGCCGAGGCUGCUCCUCUUCCUUGUUCGGGCAGGCUUCGGCGGUCGUCGUCUCCGGAGUACUAGCUGCCACCGUUCUAUGUUUCAUGUUCUUUUGGUUUUGUCUGUUUCAUAACACCUGUCCCUUAUUUGUGUCUUAAUUGUUUCCCUUAUUUAGUUCGUGUGUUUGGGUCAGGUGUUAUGCGUGAUUGUCUUGUUGUCAGCUGUUGCUCGAUAUUUUGAGUCGCUCGUAUGUGUUACGAGAGUUCGCACUGCGUGCGCUUUUUCUUGUUUUCUCCGCACAGUGUUUCGUGCGUAAUCUGUUUGCGCCACCCGGUUGGGUUGACGUUUCUUGUCUGUCAGACUUGACUAAAGUUCUGUGAUAGUCCUCCUGGUUUCCUGCGUUUGAUUCCUUCCUCAUCUACACACACCACUCUGACAAUGAUCUUGUUCCUGUAGUGUUUGUAAACACCAUGGUAGGUUGAUUAAUAACCUGAACCAGAUUACAGGCACUGGUUACAGUAAGAAGCUUCCUCUUGAGCGGACAGCUUGAUGAAAACCAGUCAAUAUUCAGGUCCCCAAGAAAGUAGACCUCUCUGUUUACAUCACAUACACUAUCAAGCAUUUCACACAUAUUAUUUAAAAACUGACUGUUCACACUUGGUGGCCUAUAGCAACACCCCAAAAGAAAAGGCUUUAGAUGUGGCAAGUGAACCUGCAACCACAACACUUCAAUAACAUUUACAUUUGAGUCAUUUAGCAGACGCUCUUAUCCAGAGUGACUUACAGGAGCAAUUAGGGUUAAGUGCCUUGCUCAAGGGCACAUCGACAUAUCUUUUACCUAGUCGACUCAGGGAUUUGAACCAGCGACCUUUUGGUUACUGGCACAAUGCUCUUAACCACUACGCUACCUGCCGCCCACUUGACAUAAGACCUUCUCUAAGCAUUACAGGGAUAUGGCUCUGAAUAUAUACAGCAACACCUCCCCAUAAGCAUUUUUGUCUCUUCUAUAGAUGUUAUAUUCUUGUAUUGCUACUGCUGUAUCAUCAAAUGAAUGAUCUAAGUGAGUCUCAGAAAUAGCUAAUAUAUGAAUGUUAUCUUAUGUUAGAAAGUUCUUGAUUUCAUGAACCUUAUUUCUAAGGCUACAUAUAUUAAUAUGGGCUAUUUUCAGCCCUUUCCUGGGUAGCUUAUCAGAGAUAGACAUAAUCCUGGAAAGAGCAAACAAAGCAAGAGAAAAAAAAAUAAUUCAGCAAAAAUAUUCAGCAUUAAUAAAUUGGUGUGUGUGUGUGUGCUGCGGGGUUGAAGCUACGAACCCAUAGGCUUGGCUCUCUCAUCCCUUCCAGGCUUCUGGGAGGGAGGGUGGACAAUGAGCCUGUCAUAGUGGAUGUAAGCAAUGUCCCCACGUGCUCUUGCAGCUUUCAUGACUGGGAUAAGUUAUUUCCUCUUCUGGCGUACAGCUUCAGGAUAGUCCUUGUUGAGAAAGAUAUAUGUUCCUCUCAAGUUCUUGGCUCUUUCCAGAACAGCUACCUUGUCCUUGAACCUCAGGAACUUGACUAAUUUCGGCCUGGGCCUGUCACCUGGGCCGGUGGUGGGUUUUUCAGUCCUGUGGGCGCGCUCCACCUCAAUCUUCCUGUGGUCCAUCUUCAAUUUCUCAGAGAUCAUUUCCCUCACUUUGUCCUCCGUGGAGAUUCUGCAAUUCUGUCCACAACCAUGUUGUUACGCCUUGAUUGUCCCUCGAGAUGGUCUGAUUUAUCCGUCAUUGUUAUCAUGGAUUCACAGACAGAACUGAUGUCCUCUCUCAAUGACUUACAGAUUGCUGUAAUCUUGCAGUUUUCCUGUUUCAACUCAUCGAGCUGACCCUGGGAGAACUGCAAACUGUUCUUUAGGUCCUGGACCUCUCUGGUCAGGUCGUCCAAUAUUUUAUUAGUCGAAUCCACCAGUAUUUGGACAAAGCACUUGAAGCUAUUUUCUUGUUGUUGUAACAACUGCUUGUAGAACUAUUUUUGUUCAUUUAAAAGAUCCUUCACGUGUGAUUGAGACACCAAUGUCCUCGACAACUGUACUCCUGCCGGCUUUGGUCUUUGUCAUGGUAGCUAGCAACGUAGGUCACGCUGUUACUCCUCGCAGUUCCAGACAGGGCAGGUCACAGGGAACUAUUCAUUCACAAAACUACUAAUUGAAAUUGAUUAAACUUUACUGAUGGCAUCCUAAAUAUCUUAUAUCUUUCCCUUUUGUAGCAUCCCUACCCAACAGAGGACGAGAAAAGACAGAUUGCAGGACAAACAAAUCUCACCUUAUUACAGGUCAACAACUGGUAAGAUUGUAAUACUACUACUGCAAAUGCAAUAUGAGAUGAAAAUCUGCUGAAUUUCUGAUGAAAUCAAUAGAAAUGUUGACUGUUCAGAGUGAAUGUUGAUGAGUUCAAACUUCAGUGCUAUGCUUUACCACCUGAUAGUGAAUCACAACAUAGUGGCGCCAUCUACUGGUUAAAGGAGAGCGAGAGCGAGACGAGAGAGGCGAGAGAGAGGAGGAGAGAGAGCGAGAGAGAGAGAGAGAGAGAGAGAGAGAGAGAGAGAGGGAAGAGAGAGAGAGAGAGAGAGAGAGAGAGAGAGAGAAGAGAGAGAGAGAGAGAAGGGAGAGCAGAAGAGAGAGAGAGAGAUGAGAGAGAGUAGAGAGAGAGCAGGAUCGAGUAUGAGUAGAGCGAUAUUAGCGAUUCGAUAGCUCUCUUAAUAUCUAACUGCUCUAUCUACCUAUCGUCUCUUCUAUCUCUCUAUCUCUCUCUCUAUCUCUCUCUCUCUCUCUCUCUCUCUCUCUCUCUCUCUCUCUCUCUCUAGGUUUAUCAACGCUCGCAGGCGCAUCCUACAGCCCAUGUUGGAUGCCAGUAACCCAGACCCAGCUCCCAAGGCUAAGAAGAUGAAGUCCCAACACCGUCCAACCCAGCGCUUCUGGCCAGACUCCAUUGUGGCUGGCGUCUUGCAGACACAUGGACCUCACUCUAACAACGCUGACAGUACGUCACUAAACCAUUCAAACGCUCUGUCGAUGUGUAUGUAUCUGUUUCAAAACUCUGGCAAAAGAUUGGUUGAGUCAACAUGAUUCCCUUGAUAUUUCAACAUAGUUUCCUCGUUAUUUCAACCUACUUCAUCAAGGCGCACUCAUCCUCAUGGGUUUAAAAGCAAUGGAUCAGUGAAUAAAAUACAGUGAAUAUUGGCAUGGGCUAUAGUGAUUCCACCACAUUAGACCAGUUCAUUCCUUUAAUUCCCAUAAGGGGAGUGAAUGAGUGCACAUUUUGAUGAGAAGGAUAUAGAAUCAGAGGCAGUUAUAAUGUCAAGUUUGUGUGUUAGUGUGUUAACCCUGCGUUGCCUGCUUCUCCUUCUUCUCAUACAGACCCCCUAGGCUUGGAUAGCCUCCAGCCACUGUCCUCUGACUCAGCCACCCUGGCCAUGCAGCAAGCCAUGCUGGGGGGAACCGACGACUCCAUGGAUGGCACAGAGGAAGAGGAAGAGGAGGAAGAGGAAGUGAUGGAAGAGGAGGAGGAAGAGGAAGAUGAUGAGGAGGAGGAAGAGAGCGAGGGAAGGAGACAUAUAUCCGGUGGUGGAGGAAGGAGAGAUCUGGGCAUGGAGCAUAGAGAGGGGCUA
Coregonus sp. 'balchen' is the source of this 17380-nucleotide messenger RNA. The record is from the annotation of a GenBank genome assembly. NCBI's taxonomy places the organism in Eukaryota, Metazoa, Chordata, Actinopteri, Salmoniformes, Salmonidae.